ACAGAAAAAGGAAAAACAAUUAAGUUAACCCAAAGUAAGUAAACCAUGGUUGGAGUAGUCAGAGUUGAUUGAUCUUUUCACCCUUUCACCUUUUUCCAAGGUUUUGAAACUUAUCUUCCCUAAGAAGCUUCAGGUUCCCAAACAAAGACCAAGCUUAGUGCAACUCCGUCUCCUCUGCUGAAGUUCCUCCGACGACCAAGGUAGUUUUUUAUUUGUCUCACUCUUUCCCGUUGUCCUCUCUUCCUCCUCUGUCUUUGCGGUUUUUUAUCUUUCUGCUUUUUCUUUGUCGUCGGUUUUCGUUACCACCGUUUUAAUUGUUUUGGUUUUUCUUUUGUUUCCAUGCUUUGGUGUUUGUUGUUGUUGGGCUGAAAAUGACGAAGCUUUGUUGUUGUCGAGUAGAUCGUCGCUAUCAUUUUCUGACCACCGUGACAAGGUUAGUGGUUUUCUUUGCUUCAUUGUGGGAACAGUAAAUUGUGAGUGUUGAUGUUAGGGAUUUUAGGGAUUUUGUGUUGCAUGUUGAUCUUGUCGGGGUGGUGUACGAUUAUUGGGGUGCAAGGGUUUGAUAUUUUCUUUGUUUUUCUGGGGUUAAUGCAAUCUUUGUUGAUCUGGUGUAAAUGGCGGCCUAGUUAAUUUUUUUUUUCCAUUGUUUGGGGUAAAUGGUUUUUGCUGAGUAAUGUCUCUGCGUUUUGUUCAGUUCUUGUUGUUCUUGUUCUUGUUGAUAGUAAUGAACUUUGUGCCCUUGUGGGUUGGUUGAUUUUUUUUGAUAUAUAAGUUGUUUGUUAACUCAAUUUUUUGUUAUUCUUUAGGUGAUUAAAUCUCCCUCAAUUUUUAUUGUGAAGCAAUGGAUCCCAGUGGUAGUAUCUCUAGUUUCUAUGGUAGUAGAAGUCCCCAAAUGUUUUCAAUCCCUAUAAUAUUGAGAAAUUUUCACAUGAAAUUGCCAAAAGAUUUUUAUGAAAAGAAGAAAAAUGAAAUUAAGUCUGAGGUGCUGCUCACUGACCCGAAGGGAAACUGUGUAAAGUUGGAAGUUUUGACUGACUUGCUUGGAGGCUUUCUUGAUUAUGUUGUUCCUAUCUUGGUUUCAUUUUAUGGUUUUAAAAAAAACCAUGAUUUGGUUUUUCAAUAUGAAGGGGGAAAGAGGUUUAAAGUUGAAAUUUAUGACGAAAAUAAGAACCAUUUCCCCUAUCCAAAUGGUGGUGAAAAAGGGAAGAACAAAGCACCAACCAAUGGUGGUGAAAAAGGGAAGUACAAAGCAACAACCCAUUUCCCUUGUGUAAAACCUGGUCAAAAAGGGAUGAAAGAGAAGAACAAAACACCAUCCCAUCUCCCUUGUCCAAGACCUGCUAAAAAAGGGCAUGAUGAACCACCAACCCCAGAGGUAUUAUAUUUGAGUUCUGACACUGAGGAAGAGUUUGAGGUUGUGGUUGAUGAAGAUGUUGUGGCUGAGGAAGAGGUUGUGGCAGAUGGCCCUCAAGUUGCUGCAGUUGGCCAGGUUCAGAAUGCAAGGUACACCUUUGAGAAGAUUGUCACUAGUUCUGUUGCUGGUGGUGGUCAUACUUUGCCUUUGCCACGGUUAUAUGUUCGUGACUUCCUUGAACAUAGCUGGGAAAAAGUAUUAUUGAAAAAGGAAGGGGAUCAAGAAUGGUAUAUUUGCAAGCUCUGUUGGAGGAAGAGGAAUGGAAAACUUACUGAUUGCCAUCUUGGCGAAGAGUUUUACAAGUUUGUGAGUGACAACCAAUUAGCUGAAAAUGACAAGCUCGUUUUCAGUCAUAGUGGUUCGAAUAACGUUCUACAUGUUAGGAUUCAGCGCCAUUGAUGGCAAUUAGGUUUCGAUUGUUAGACUUGUUGCCAUGACUUGAUGUUGAGAACACAUUUAUGUUUCCUUUUGUGGUGGUUACUCUUGGUUGUGCUUAUUUGUGUUCUUAUUUGUUUUUAAUAACUAUGGUUGUGCUUUGUUUAGCGUUCGUUAAUUUUAAUGAUGUUAUUAUUCUUUUUUGUUUAUAAUUGUAGUUCAAAAAAUGGCCUCCCAAUCAUUUUCUUCCCAGAAUGAUGGAAGGCGUUGCAAGUGAGGUCUUUAUCCGACUCUUAAAAUCGCGUGGACUAGGAUCAAUUAUGGGCGCACAUUUUAUCAAUGCCCUCAUGGGGGUUGCAACUAUUUUGAUUGGGCUGAAGGUCCUACCCAGCCUGUUGAUGAAGCACCUCAAGUGAACCAUUCCAGUGUGACUAAUUCACAAAGGAACAGUGAUACUGCUGCUGCUGCUGGGACUUCUGCUGCUGGGACUGAGGAUGCUACAUUGAAACUUUUGCUGGCUGAAGGAAGGAGGAGGGAGCAAGCUUAUGUCAAUAUUAUUAUGGGCACGUGGGUGUUUGUUAUCGUUUGUUUUCUGGUUUUGCUUGUUGCUACUGCUUUUGCAAGCAAAAUGGGUUAAAUAGUAGUUUAUUUUGUAUUAGGUAUUAAAUACUUGAACCUUAGGUUGUGUGUAAUGAUCUACAUUGGUACUCUAUAUUUUAUGCUAUGUUA
Messenger RNA from Lotus japonicus, 2518 nucleotides. RefSeq lists its product as uncharacterized. The transcript is spliced from 3 exons. Bases 842 to 1813 code for a protein of 323 amino acids. Gene Ontology annotation, molecular function: DNA binding. The record is from RefSeq and is a predicted model, not a curated record. NCBI's taxonomy places the organism in Eukaryota, Viridiplantae, Streptophyta, Magnoliopsida, Fabales, Fabaceae.